AUACAAUUAUUGUUAUUGUUCCUUAAUGUAAAUAUAGUUAACAUGAAAACACAGUAUAUGCGAUAUUAUGAGGUUGAUGAUCGAAUUUUAGCAUUCGUUCAACAUUCAUUCAAAUUAGUCAAUUCUCCGUAUUUUUUAAGAAAACAUAUACUUUUCUCAUCGAUAUAUUCCACGGAUCGAGGUCGAGAAAUGAGACAUGAAAUGGGAUCUGGUUUGGGGGAGUGGGAGAUUAUUGGUUGUUCGCGGUGUCAUGUGGUCUGCUUUCAUCUCAAUGUGUUAGUGUUUCAUCGAGAAUGUGAUUGUCCGUGUCAUUUGGUCAGAUUUGGUCAUUUCGCUAAUUGGUCAGAUCGAUCGUAG
Messenger RNA from Loa loa (African eye worm), 357 nucleotides. RefSeq lists its product as hypothetical. Lineage: Eukaryota; Metazoa; Nematoda; Chromadorea; Rhabditida; Onchocercidae. The record is from RefSeq and is a predicted model, not a curated record. The transcript is spliced from 6 exons. The annotation marks the transcript as partial.